AUGUUCUCCUCCGAGUUCCGCGCCCUCGUCGUAAGAUCAACAGCCAUGGCAUCGACGUCGGCGGCAGGAGCCCAGAACGGGACCGCGUCAGGGUCCGUCGAGACGAGCGUGGGCUCGACAAUCUUUGCGCGCCUGCAUCCGCAGCAGUACCUCUCUCGCUUUCUCGCCCUCUCGCUCCGGCCCGAUGGCAGGAGUGCGCGGGCCUGGCGAGGCACCACGGUGGCGCCCUCGUCGAUUUCGUCUGCGCAGGGGAGCAGCAUGGUCCGGCUUGGUGGCACUGUAAUUGUUGCGGGUGUCAAGGCAGAGAUCGUUGACACAACGCAGGAGCCCGAAGAGGAGGAAGACGACGAAGACAAUACAGAGGCGUCAGGGCGGCUUCUUGGAAGGAGAUUGGUCCCCAACGUCGACCUGGGGCCCAUGGCUAGCGCCCGCUUCAGGCCCGGCCCACCCGGGCAGGAGGCCCAGGUCGUAUCGCACCAGCUCUACCACAUCCUUUCUUCUUGCCCACCGCUCGACGCACGAAGCCUGACGAUCGAGCGGGGCCACGCUGCGUGGUGCCUCUACGUCGACCUGGUCUGCAUCGCCUACGACGGCAACGUCCUCGACGCCGCCCUGCUCGCUCUCAUGACUGCCCUGCGCGAGACAUCGCUCCCCGCGACGCGCUUCGACGUCGACGAGCUCCGCGUCAUCUGCGACCCCGACCCAGCUACCGCAAGGCGGCUCGAGCUUAAGAGCCUGCCCCUCGCGUGCUCCUUUGGCAUCGUCGACGGCUCGCACCUCCUCUGCGACCCAAACGCAUUUGAGUCCACGCUCACAUCGGCCUCGGUCGUCGUCGCUGUGAAUGCGCUGCGAGAGACGGAUGCAGACGAGGAAGAGGAAGAAUUGAUCCACGUCGAAACGUCUGGCCUGGCCAAGGCUCGCAUCACCCACGAAGAGAUGCACGAUGCCAACCUGGCACCGUCUGCCGCCGGGGAUCAGAGCGAUGCCACGGUGAAGGAGGCACCUGAUGGAAGCUCGAUUAUCAUCAAAGACGAAGCCCUCACUCAGCUCUGCGUUCAGCGCGCCAAAGCACGCUGUCGAGAACUGCGAUCUCUGGUCCUUUCGUCGUCAUCAUCACGGUCAUAA
This is a messenger RNA of Acaromyces ingoldii, 1125 nucleotides long. Its product is annotated as ribosomal protein S5 domain 2-like protein. The record is from RefSeq and is a predicted model, not a curated record. Gene Ontology annotation, cellular component: cytoplasmic exosome (RNase complex); nuclear exosome (RNase complex). Gene Ontology annotation, biological process: nuclear mRNA surveillance; U5 snRNA 3'-end processing; nuclear polyadenylation-dependent rRNA catabolic process. The transcript has 2 exons. Bases 1 to 1125 code for a protein of 374 amino acids. NCBI's taxonomy places the organism in Eukaryota, Fungi, Basidiomycota, Exobasidiomycetes, Exobasidiales, Cryptobasidiaceae.